AUGGGGUUUACUGGUAACAUUGAAUGCAGUGAACUUGGACAGAACAACUACCAGAGUAGUGAAAUAAAGUACCCAAGCCCUGGUGGCGAACGUGACAACGGCAAGAAGAUCAGUGAACUGACUUUGACGGUGGUACGCGCUCAAGGAACACCUGGUGGGAUCCUAGUCAAACGGAUGUCCAGUUUGUCUUUCACCAGCUGA
Molecule: messenger RNA, 201 nt
Organism: Opisthorchis viverrini
Lineage: Eukaryota; Metazoa; Platyhelminthes; Trematoda; Opisthorchiida; Opisthorchiidae
Exons: 1
Coding region: 1-201 (66 amino acids)
Source: RefSeq, a predicted model, not a curated record